Osmerus eperlanus (European smelt) is the source of this 1295-nucleotide messenger RNA. Its product is annotated as ladderlectin-like. Lineage: Eukaryota; Metazoa; Chordata; Actinopteri; Osmeriformes; Osmeridae. The transcript is spliced from 6 exons. The coding region runs from base 78 to 839 and encodes 253 amino acids. Gene Ontology annotation, molecular function: signaling receptor activity. The record is from RefSeq and is a predicted model, not a curated record.
CUCUCUCUCUUGUACAACAGAACUUUGAGACACAUCAUCACUUCUUACUUCACCAGGCUUCCAUCAUCACCAUAGCGAUGUUGACCAUUCUACUCCUUAUCUGCGCUGGCUUUGUUCUAAGUGGUGUAACAGGUCAGAUGGGCGAGGAGGGACACUCACUGUCUCUCAAGAUGGACAGAGAGAAAGACCUGAGGGGGGUGGAGGUGCAGGAGGGGGGGUUGGUAGGGGAAGCACAGGUGCAAGAGGGGGUGGUGGAGGAGAGACUAGAGGAGGAGGUAGAAGAGGAGGUGGCAGAGGAGGUGGGAGUAAAAGUGGAGCAGGAGGGUUUGGUAGGGGAGACACAAGUACAAGAGGAAAUGGAGGAGGAGAGACUAGAGGAGGAGGAAACAGGUGAGGUCAGGGUGUCAGAUGGAGCAGACAGCAGGAGCAGCUGUCCCUCAGGAUGGACCAGAUAUGGAUCUCGCUGUUAUCUUUUCGUCCGCUCUGCAAGAACAUGGGCUGCAGCCGAGCGUUACUGUGUGCACUUUGGGGCCAACCUGGCCUCGGUGCACAGUUCUUUGGAGUAUCACUUCCUUCAGGAAGUGGUCAUAAGGGAGACUAGUGACUUCUCACCUGUGUGGCUUGGAGGUUCUGAUGCUGUUGAGAACCUGGUGUGGUUCUGGAGUGAUGGGUCCAGGUUUGAUUACCAGAACUGGGCCAGAACGGAGCCCAAUAAUGAGGGAGGCGACGAGGAAUGUAUGGUGAUGAACGCGGGAGGUGAAUACCGCUGGAAUGACAUCAAAUGUGGAAACCAUUACUACUUUAUCUGCUCUUACAGCUCUGUUAACUGCUCCUCUUAACUCUGCUCUUCCUUCUCCUAACUCUGCUCCUCCUAACCCCGCUCCUCCUAACUCUGCUCCUCCUAACCCCGCUCCUCCUAACUCUGCUCCUCCUAAUUCUUCUCACCUCCUGGAAGGUUAAACUCAUAAACCUAACUUUAUUCCAGCCAAGUAUGUUAUGUCCACAGCAUUGAUGUUAUAGUUGAGGGAUGAACUGUACUGAGAAUGUUAAUCAAUCAAAUCAACUGUCAGAAUGUUAAUCGGUUACUGUUUUUCAAUCUUUGGGAUUGAUGCGAUAGUAUUGUAAUAUGAAUUCACUAUGAAAUAAUAUAUCUCCUUUUGGAGGAGAGAACUGUCAGUUGUUGUACACCGUAUGCUGCUGAUUCUUCCUCAGAUGUAGAAUGUCUAUUACAGUAAAUGUUUUAUUGUUUCUUUAUUGUGUUUCAUAAAAAUCCAUCAACAUAUUAGUGUGAUGUU